AUGGAUGUGAUCUGCCAAGCCAAGUCUGGUAUGGGGAAGACAGCUGUGUUUGUGCUGGCAACGCUUCAGCAGAUCGAACCAGUAGCUGGGGAGGUGUCGGCGCUGGUCCUCUGCCACACCCGUGAACUCGCAUACCAGAUCUGUAACGAGGUUCAGAGGUUUACCACAUACCUUCCGGAUGUCAAAGUCGCAGUCUUCUACGGUGGCGUGGCGAUCAAGACACACAAGGAUAUGCUCAAGAACGAAUGCCCGCACAUUGUCGUCGGAACGCCCGGUCGUAUUCUCGAUCUUGCUCGGCAGAAGGAUCUGAACUUAAAGCAUGUUCGCCACUUCAUUCUCGAUGAAUGCGACAAGAUGCUGGAGUCGCUUGAUAUGCGGAGGGAUGUUCAGGAGAUCUUCAAGCUUACUCCUCACGACAAACAGGUCAUGAUGUUUUCCGCGACGCUCAGCAAGGAGAUUCGCCCCGUCUGCAAGAAGUUUAUGACCGAUCCGAUGGAGAUCUACGUUGAUGACGAAACGAAGCUGACACUUCAUGGACUUGUUCAGGUUGGUACAGCCGUUUCCUUCCUCCGCUUCUCAUAUUUGGAUGCGUCUCUUUUACUUACGGCCUGUUCAUUUUACACCCUGCAGCACUAUAUUCAAUUGAAGGAGAACGAGAAGAACAGAAAGCUGAACGACCUUCUUGAUGCUCUUGACUUCAAUCAAGUCGUCAUCUUUGUCAAAUCAGUGAACCGCGCUGCUCAGCUGAACAAGCUCUUGGUGGAAUGCAAUUUCCCCGCUAUUAGCAUUCAUUCUCAGAUGACACAGGAGGAGAGGCUGACCCGCUACAAGGCAUUCAAGGAGGGACACAAGCGCAUUCUGGUGGCAACAGAUCUUGUGGGUCGUGGCAUUGACAUUGAGCGAGUCAAUAUCGUCAUCAACUACGACAUGCCUGAAAAUGCAGACACUUAUCUUCAUCGGGUUGGCCGUGCUGGUCGUUUUGGUACAAAGGGUCUAGCUAUCACUUUUGUGAGCUCGGAGGAGGAUUCGAAGAAGCUGGAUCAGGUUCAGUCACGGUUUGAAGUUGACAUCAAGGCCUUGCCAGAGCAGAUUGACACAUCUACGUACAGUAAGUUCCCCUUGUGCCAGGCUGGUAUUUAA
This is a messenger RNA of Closterium sp. NIES-65, 1140 nucleotides long. NCBI's taxonomy places the organism in Eukaryota, Viridiplantae, Streptophyta, Zygnematophyceae, Desmidiales, Closteriaceae. The record is from the annotation of a GenBank genome assembly.